Sphaeramia orbicularis (orbiculate cardinalfish) is the source of this 1990-nucleotide messenger RNA. RefSeq names its product zinc finger protein 12-like. The record is from RefSeq and is a predicted model, not a curated record. Gene Ontology annotation, biological process: regulation of gene expression. Gene Ontology annotation, cellular component: nucleus. NCBI's taxonomy places the organism in Eukaryota, Metazoa, Chordata, Actinopteri, Kurtiformes, Apogonidae. The coding region runs from base 96 to 1100 and encodes 334 amino acids. The transcript is spliced from 2 exons.
UCCGUUUCCGUAAUUCUCUCCGAGGUUUCGAUCGUCAUUCUCGUUUAAUUGUUGUGUUUUCAUUUUUCAUCCCAUUCCCUUCACAUCUGUACGUCAUGCUGUCUGCAGAGGACACCGCAAUGCUUCAGCUGAGGUCGUUCGUCCACCAGCGGCUGUACGCAGCAGCGGAGGAGAUCCUCGGACAAGUGGAGAAAACCAUCACACUGGCUUUAUACGAAGCAUCGGACCUCCAGCGGGCCAGUCCGGGUCCCAAAGCGGACUAUCUGCAACAAGAAUCAGCUCCAGUACCUCCAGAGACCAGCAGGGCUCCUGCAGAGGAGAACCUGCUGCAAGUGACAUCAACGUAUCCAUCAAUACAAGAAGAAUCAAACUUGUGUCUCCGGGUUGAGGUCUCAGGCCCCUCUCAGAUCAAUGCAUUUCCAGAAAACAGUGAUGGGAACUACUGCUCAGUGGAGACAGAAUACAACCUGUCUAAGAUUAAACAGGAGCAGGAGGAUCUUGGGGAUGAGGUUCUAACACAGGAGGUGUCUUUUCCUGAUGUCGUAAAAAAUCAGCAGCAUCAUCCAGAAAUGCAACUUAAAUAUGAGCUUCAGCCUGUUUCUUCAGUGAGCUCUGUGGAUCACAAUGAAAAUAGUGACAGCAGUGAGGAGUGGGUGCAGAGAAGAGGAGCACAAAUGAUGAUGAAGAAACAGAAAGUACAUUUAUUUCAACAACCAAAUUGCAGCAAAACAAAGAGUCAGCCAAUGGUUCAAGAUUAUAAAUGCCCAGACUGUGGGAGAACCUUUGUCCACAGGCAGUAUUUAGCCGUCCACAUGAGGACACACUCUGGGGAGAAACCAUAUGGCUGUGGUCUUUGUGGAAAAGCCUUCAGUCAGAGGCAGAACCUCACAGUUCACCAAAGACUUCACACAGGGGAGAGACCGUAUUGUUGUGAAUUCUGUGGGAAAGGCUUUCACACCAGGGGAAACCUCAAAUCACACAUGAAACAUCUUUCAAGAGGAAAUCCCUACACCUGUGAUAUCUGUGGCCAAAUAUUCUGCCAAAAGGGACUACUGACAGAGCACAGGAAUGCACACAUAGAAAAGACAAUAUGCACAUGAGCCUCUGCAUGAGUGAAACCCAACCUCUGAACAAAUGUUGAAUAGGGGUGUAACGGUACAGGAAAACUUAGGUUUGGUAUGUUUUCGGUACAUGGGUCUUCAGUUCGAUACAUUUUUGAUAUGUUUUUGAUACAGUGAAGGAGACAAGUUUCAGUAAAAAAAACUUUAUUGAAGUAAAAAAAAUGGUUUACAGUUUUUCUCUUGGUAGCGGUCAUUAACGAUUGGGUGGUGUCGUUUUAAAUGCGUUGUGAAAUUUGACGUGUUACCAGUAGGGAGGUAAUGAUUACUAGUAUCACGAUAAACCAUGGUAAAAUUCCCGAUGGUUAGUAUUACCGUUUAAAUUCUAAUUAGCAUUAAAACCAUGUUCGAUUACCGCACUUUGAAAACUCACGGUGAUACUGCUCAUUUCCUGGAGAAACAGCUGCACUCCAGGCACGCAUGCACAGUUUGUAAUGUUUGGCCUCUGAAAAUAUGGCUGAAGGCACCUGCACGGACAGCGCUCCAGAGAUCCGGGGGUAGCGGGCUCCUGCACGAACCUGGUCCGAGCGCACGGACCCAGUCCAAACGUACCUCCAUCCCAUACAUCUGUCUCUCUCUUUCUCUGUCAUUGUGACAUUGUGAAUGAUUUGAUAUGGAAAAUGGUCAAACAAGCUCCACUAUGACCUGUCCAACUACUUUUUUCCCACUCAAAAAAGCACUUAGGAAUCGAUAGGAGAAUUGAUAAGGAAUUGGAUUGGUAAGCAGGACUGACAAUGGCAUUGAUAUUGAUAAAAUCCUAUCAAUUCCAACCCCUAGUGCAGUUAUCUUUUAUGUCUAUCUUUAAUGCACAUUUGUAUGUUUGAUGUUUACAUGUCAAUAUUUUAAUGUUUCUGCCAACAGAAAGUACACUG